AUGGCCCGUGUCAUAAGGAGGGCGGCCUCGGCCUCGGCCAGGCAUGCCCCUGGCCGGGUUAUUCAAAGGAGGGCGAAAAGACACAAAGUUAUCAUGGAAUCUGUAACCCAAGAAAAGAAAAAGCUUCGGAGUGUUAUCUGUUUUGAAGCGCAAGCACCAAGCGGCUAUACCUUCAUUCCUGCAGGGAAUCCGCAACUCACUACGACAUGUAAGGAGCGGUGCCGAGAUGAGGGUCUCCAAAUUCAUGCAGUAUCGACUACCCCACACCAUCGCCAUCAUAACCUGUCCCAACAUGUUCAUCGGAUAGGAUAUCAUUUCCCUAGUACCGUGGUGGCAGCUGUUUGCUCAGAGUUAGGGCUCUACCUCACAAGCACUGGUAAAACAGUGCCCAGUACCUUUCCCACAAAUAUGAUAGAGAAUCCUGAGCGGGCUGAUUCUGAAGUUUCUCAAAUAACUCUCAACACAGAAGCACGGGAUGCGUUGAAGGAUCUCUUUCCGAACAUACCGGACAAAGAUUUGAAUCAAAUUAUCAAGACUGCUUUUCAAAAGGGUCAGAAAAAAGUUGGGACAGCCACGGAAUUGCCUUUGGCUCGUAGAGCUCAACUUGCUGUUGUUGCCCACGUUCGCCAUGUCUACACUGACUACGAUCGCCUCCUGAAAACCACUUCAUUCCAUGAAGCAAGAGGUGUCGUCGAACACACAACUCUAGCAAAAGUCAUUGAGUGGCGAGGGGACGAUGAAAAUGGCCAGACAGCCCUGGAAGAUGUUUUCCGUGAGGUGAUCGUGAUCUCGGACGAUGAAGACAGUGAAUCGGAAGAAGAAGUGGCUUCACCAGGCCAACGGAACACCAGUGUGGAAAUACUUCCAAGUGAUACUCGGGCCCAUGAGAUUCAAUGCCAACCUAUCAACAACACGAACCCACUAGGCCAGGAUCUUCCACGGGAACUAUCUGAGGAAGCACCCCCUGGGUUCCGGUUUGUUACAAGAGCGCCCCCAGCCACUGAGACCAUCAACCGUCGAGGAUUUAACAGAUACAAAGCGUGGACCCGUGCUAUCAAGGAAUAUAGAGAGGGUGUGCAGGGCACUGAACAAGCCAGGUUUGCUGGCGCCCCAGCCGAAAAGCAAAGCCCACGAUAUGCCGAGCAGCGCAUCACUGCUCAAGAAGUAUCCGCUGCUAAGCGCCAGGAUAUAGUUCCCCAGCACGCCGAAGCUCACCGGCGAGUCCCUCCAAGCUCAGCCAGUAUUGACAACCAAGCACAUCGAGCGCUCGCUAUUCCACUAAUGGACCGACAGGUGGCCAAGAGACAUGUAGGUGUCCUGGAGGACUAUCUUCACCCGGACGCUCAGCAAAGAUACUCAACACAUGAACUGAACGCCAGGCCAACUGGACUAACUAAUCAGGAAUCACCCGAAUUGCAAAUUCUAGAAGAACUCUCCGGACCUAGAAACGUGAACCUGACCCACUCGCAGGAUGUUCCUUCCUCGAGGAUGGAGCCCAGAUUUCGACAAGAAAGACUGCCUCCUCAGUCGGAUAGGACCAACGCACCUGUGUUUGUGAGCGGACCAAAGGAAAAUCGUCCAAAAUUGACCCCAGUGGGACGCCGUCCUGACUCUGUCACUUCCCCUCUUAUCAGACCAGGUUCAAACACACAGGACUCUAUCUUGCCAUCUAUUGAAAAUUCCCGGCCACCAGAAAGUCGGCGGACUGACGGUUCCCAUCCUUUGGUACAUAUGACAAACAAGAUGUCCCUCCGAUCAGUCACGCCAGGGCGUCCUCAAGGAGAGAUGAUGCAUCACCCCGAUGUCAUCGAAAAGGAAGGUGACAGCGAACACGCGAGCAAAAGAAGACGUCUGGCAUGUCAUGAAGGUUCUCGAACCGAGUCCCGCCCAGAUCCGUGGAAUGCAAGGCCUAUGGGACUUCCCGUUUCUGAAGGAUUCGGCGCACACUCUUACCGUCGUGUUGAGCUUGUUCCAAACCACCGACCACAGGACCAGCCUUAUUUCCGUCGGGACUAUCUGCCAGUGGAACAACCCCAUGUUGUAGGACACCAGCGGGAAAGAAACCCGAACUUGCUUUCUUAUUCCAACACACAACAUGGCCUAGAAACAAGGUCAGUCUUGGAUCGACAGCAUAUCAGCGGACCACAUGAGCCUCAGUUCCAGACCGGGCUUGCCAGUACCAGUAUCCUUGUCUCGGAAGGUGAUCGCACCUUCAGAGCGGCUCCAGCCGUUUCUAAUUUUGGACUGUGGCAUCCUUAUCAUGUUGAUCGUAGUUUCCGUUCGGAUCGUAUUCCGAACGAUCCGUGGGCCAUUCGGCGCACCCGCCCUUUACCAGAGAACGUCCACCCAGAUAGGAACCUGUAUGCCGAGGACUUCGUCCGGCAUGUUGACCACCGUGAGCCCCCUCCAUUUGAAUACGUCGCCAGGCGGGCAGAACCCGAGACCAAGUCCAUCGCAGACCCCUCUCCGUCUACCCGGACUAGAGACCUUGAGUACCUUGGCACAAAGAAUCUGUCUCAGACUCAGGUUUCAUCGGAUCAACGUGGCCCAUUGCCUAUAGGAUCGCGAGUGGCUCCUUCCCAUGACCACGUUCGCACCUUUUCAGACCCUGCCAUAGGAAAGAUCCAGCCUCACGUGUCCCCCCCUCAGGUCCCUCGUGAAAGACCAGCUAGUGGCGGGUUCAACUCCUUGCGACCAUCCUACUAUCCUCCCUCAUCCCACACUACCGAGCAAGACCGUCCAGUCUACGUUCAAAGAGUUGAACCACGACCCCCAUACUAUCCCAUUCCUGACCCGUUGUCCUUGUCGAUUAAUUAA
Molecule: messenger RNA, 2817 nt
Organism: Penicillium vulpinum
Lineage: Eukaryota; Fungi; Ascomycota; Eurotiomycetes; Eurotiales; Aspergillaceae
Product: DUF2293 domain-containing protein
Exons: 5
Coding region: 1-2817 (938 amino acids)
Source: RefSeq, a predicted model, not a curated record